Messenger RNA from Eurytemora carolleeae, 729 nucleotides. RefSeq lists its product as uncharacterized. The transcript has 3 exons. NCBI's taxonomy places the organism in Eukaryota, Metazoa, Arthropoda, Copepoda, Calanoida, Temoridae. The coding region runs from base 82 to 729 and encodes 215 amino acids. The record is from RefSeq and is a predicted model, not a curated record.
CAUAAAUUUUUUAUUUGACAAUUUCUUUAAAUUUUAAAAAUCAUUGUGAAUUUAGUUCCUGAUGCUGUAUUGUUUCUUGGAAUGCCAGAUUCCUCUAAACAAUGGAAUAUGUUUAUCGAGGAGUAUUUGACGAAACUUGUCAGUUCUAAUCCCCCUGUUCCCAGAGGAAAACCAUCAAUGCAUGUUGGAAUAAACUUAGACGCUGCUGUAGAGGAGGCUGAGAAGCUUGGGAAAUCGUAUUUUAACCCUAAGCUAAUUGAGAUUGUUUUUAAAGAUGGAACACUUGACUCAAAGGGGAAACUUAAGAAAACUCCAAUACUAUCUCUUAUCUCAGAUAGAAAAACGGAAAUUCUCUCUCCUAUAGUGACCCCAGAUACAAACAUCAACACAUUCUUGAAAGAGCUGAACAACUUGGAUAUGAGUGAGAAUAUGAGAACUCGAGCUGUUUUUGUGGUUCUUUUCUCUACCUAUCUGUUUUUCUACUCUAUUAUGAAGUGGCAAAACGAUAGUGUGCCAGGCCUUUUGAUAACAUCAAAACAUCCAGAGGCACAGAAAACUACAAUAUGCAAGUUUGCAAUCAAACUUACCAGCAAUCCAAAGACGAAUGUAUCCAAUCUCUGUGGAACUAAUGAAGGAAUUUCUGAAGUUACAACUAGAUCAAGCUUCCCCAUAUACAGAGAUGACGAGGAGUCAAAAAGAAAACAUCAACCUCAUCCCACAAUCAAAUAG